AUGGCGCCGGUAGGGAUUAUGGCUCGACUCAAAAGUCUAUACUCCAAGCAGGAUGAACCUGCCCUGUCAGAACAGACGGUCGCUUUUCUGUCUGUCAUUCUCACCCUACUCUACGUGGUACCAUUCUAUCUCUCACCAGCAACCCGCCCAUCCCCAACUCUCAGUCGCGAUGCUCCAUCCGUCAUUCGCGCUCGCAUCCGCGUUGUUACGAGCUCAUGUAUCGUGAGCUCUGUCUUCGUCCUCUGGCUCAUCGUUGAGGAGGGUAAUUCCUCCCUCGGCGCCGGCACCAGGCUCCUUGGAUGGUGGCCCGUCGGCCUGCUGGAGACUAUUCGCAGUCUUUUCCUAACUGCGAUUCUCUUCGUUGGCCCGCUCUUCGAGCGUGGCAUCGUCGAGGGCGAGUGGAAGUUCUGGUUUCGUCCUAGUAAGCUCUCUGAGAGUCUCGGUGGCUGGAUUGGUUGGAGGAAUUAUGUUGCGGGCCCCUUCACAGAAGAAGUCAUGUUCAGAUCUGCGAUGGUACCGCUGCAUUUGCUAGCACACACCUCGCCGGGUCGAAUCGUGUUCCUCGCACCGCUGUAUUUCGGCAUCGCGCAUAUUCACCACUUCUAUGAGUUCCGUCUGACGCACCCAGACACGCCGGGUCUAGCCGCCCUGCUGCGGUCGCUUGUGCAGUUUGGAUACACGACCAUCUUCGGUUGGUAUGCGACCUUUGUCUAUUUGCGGACGGGAUCGUUGCUGGCCGUUGUUCUCAUCCAUAGUUUCUGUAACUGGUGUGGAUUGCCGCGCUUCUGGGGGCGUGUUGAGACCGGUGAGCCCAUUCGUCCACGUGUGUUGAGGGGCAAGGAGGAUUCCGAUGAUGGUGGGGUUGGGGUUCAGGAUAGUGGUGAAUUGGGUGUUGGGUGGACGGUCGCUUAUUAUAUGCUUCUUGUUGCUGGGGCGCUUGGGUUUGCUCAGGGCUUGUGGCCUUUGACUGAGUCCUAUAACGCUCUUGUUUCGUUUUCGGGAAACUCAAAUUAG
Penicillium vulpinum is the source of this 1014-nucleotide messenger RNA. Its product is annotated as CAAX prenyl protease RCE1. NCBI's taxonomy places the organism in Eukaryota, Fungi, Ascomycota, Eurotiomycetes, Eurotiales, Aspergillaceae. The record is from RefSeq and is a predicted model, not a curated record. Gene Ontology annotation, biological process: CAAX-box protein processing. Gene Ontology annotation, molecular function: metalloendopeptidase activity. The transcript has 4 exons. The coding region runs from base 1 to 1014 and encodes 337 amino acids. Gene Ontology annotation, cellular component: endoplasmic reticulum membrane.